AUGUCACCACACGCAGACGGCACCACGGAUGCCAAUUCCAGCACCCUCAAACCCACCGCGCCAACAUUCCAGCCGGUGGUAGCUUUAGGGAACCCCAGAUACCAUUCCGCGUCGACCGCAGAGGCAAUUGACGCAGAGAACAAAUACGCUGCCCACAAUUACCACCCGCUGCCGGUGGUUUUUGCUCGCGCUCAGGGCUGCAGUGUUUGGGACCCCGAGGGAAAGCAUUAUAUCGACUGCCUGUCCGCCUACAGCGCGGUCAAUCAAGGCCAUUGCCAUCCGGAGCUUGUCAAGGCGCUGUGCGAGCAAGCCCAGCGGCUUACCCUCUCCUCCCGCGCAUUCCACAACGAUGUCUUCCCCAGGUGGGCGGAGAAGAUCAAGGAUGUUUUUGGAUAUGAUAUGGUACUGCCUAUGAACACGGGCGCCGAAGCGGUUGAGACCGCAAUCAAGAUUGCGAGGAAGUGGGCCUACAAGGUGAAGAAGGUGCCACAAGGUAAGGCAUUGGUUUUCGCGGUGGCAGAGAAUUUUCAUGGCCGAACGAUGACAGUCAUUUCCAUGUCCACGGACCCAGACUCUCGAGACAAUUACGGCCCCUAUGUCCCCAACGUUGGCGCCAUCAACCCUACCACAAAGAAACAGAUCAGGUUCAACAGCAUCCCUGAUCUGGAGGAAGUACUGGAGGCACACGGGAAGGAGACUGCAGCUUUUAUCGUGGAGCCAAUCCAAGGAGAGGCUGGAGUUGUCGUCCCGGACGAUGAUUAUUUGAGCAAGGCUCACGAGCUAUGCAAAAAGCACAACGUGCUCCUCAUCUGCGACGAGAUCCAGACGGGCAUUGGACGAACCGGGCGUAUGCUGUGCUCUGAAUGGUCCAACAUCAAGCCGGAUUUGGUUACUCUUGGCAAGGCCAUAUCAGGCGGCAUGUACCCAGUUUCUUGCGUUCUUGGAUCAAAGGACGUCAUGCUUACGAUGGAGCCUGGAACCCACGGUUCUACAUACGGAGGGAAUCCACUAGGAUGCGCGGUCUCUAUCCGUGCGCUGGAGAUCAUGGAAGAGGAGAACCUGACAGCUCGCGCGGAGACGUUGGGGAAUUUGUUCCGCCAGGGACUUGCAGACCUCAAGUCACCAAUGAUCAAGACCGUGCGAGGAAAGGGGCUGUUGAAUGCUAUCGUGAUCGAUGAGGCCCACACUGGCGGCCACUCUGCUUGGGAUCUGUGCAUGCUGUUGAAGAGUAAGGGGUUGUUGGCCAAACCUACACACGAGAAUAUCAUUAGACUCGCACCCCCACUAGUCAUCACCGAAGAGCAAAUUAAGGAGGCCUUGCGCAUCAUUAGCGAAGGAAUCACCGAGCUUCCCAACCUAAAGGGAAAGGCAGAGGAAGCGAUUAUUCCUCCUAGUGAGAAAGGCGUGCACAUCAACGUCGAUCUUUGA
This is a messenger RNA of Venustampulla echinocandica, 1428 nucleotides long. RefSeq names its product Ornithine aminotransferase. Gene Ontology annotation, molecular function: pyridoxal phosphate binding; L-ornithine transaminase activity; identical protein binding. Gene Ontology annotation, cellular component: cytoplasm. The coding region runs from base 1 to 1428 and encodes 475 amino acids. NCBI's taxonomy places the organism in Eukaryota, Fungi, Ascomycota, Leotiomycetes, Helotiales, Pleuroascaceae. The record is from RefSeq and is a predicted model, not a curated record. The transcript has 3 exons.